Messenger RNA from Chelonus insularis, 1048 nucleotides. RefSeq names its product fatty-acid amide hydrolase 2-like. The transcript is spliced from 7 exons. Bases 95 to 991 code for a protein of 298 amino acids. Gene Ontology annotation, cellular component: endomembrane system. NCBI's taxonomy places the organism in Eukaryota, Metazoa, Arthropoda, Insecta, Hymenoptera, Braconidae. The record is from RefSeq and is a predicted model, not a curated record.
AUCAGUAAUAACAGUAGCUGCUGCUCUUCUGGCUUCUGCAGCAUCUCUAGUUAGCAUUUCUUCUGAUAUCGGAGGCUCUGCGAGGCUGCCUGCUAUGUUUUGUGGUGUUUUUGGUCAUAAACCUACACCAGGCUGGCUUUCAACUGAUGGACAUCGUCCUGAUAGUACAGAUGAUAACUGGCCUGCAUUUCUUACAAUUGCACCGAUGACCAGAUAUCCUGCAGAUUUACCAAUAAUUUUAAAAGCUAUGACUCAGUCGGAAACAGCAAUCACUCAACUGAAUAAAAAAGUUCACAUAGAUGAUGUUAAAUUUUUCUAUAUCGAACAUUUUCCCAUAAGCGUUACAACCAAAGUCGAUAGAGAAAUUAUCUCUGGAAUACGUAAAUUUGUUAAUCAUUUGGAACAAGAUCAAAAUAUAAAAGUCCAAAAGAUUGAAUUACCUGAAAUGAAAUAUGCAUUUGAAGCUGCUGUCACAAUUCUGUUGCGCUUAAACGGAGUAGAUACCAUUUUCAGCAAAGAGUCUGAUCCUGAUGAAUGGAGAAGUGUCUUUGUGGAAUUUGUAAAAUUUAUCUGUCUCGUUUCUCCGCACAGUUUGUCUAACGUUGGAUAUGGAGUCAUUAAACGAUUUUCACAAAAAUUACCAGACAGCUAUUACGAAUGGAUGUGCAAAAAAAAUGAGGCAAUUAAAAGACGAGUUCAAGAUAUUCUUGGUGAUAACGGAGUUCUUAUUUGUCCUACUUUUACCUCUGCGGCACAUUAUCCGUAUGAAAUAUACCCGAAAAUUUGUAACGUGAUUUAUAUGAUGAUUUUUAAUGCUCUUGGACUCCCUGUAACUCAAUGUCCGAUUGGAUUCAAUAGCGAAGGUCUUCCUAUAGGAUUUCAAAUUGUAGGUAAUGUAAAUAAUGAUCAUUUAACUAUCGCAGUAGCACAAGAAGCUGAAAGAGCUUUCGGUGGAUGGCAUGAACCGCCUUGUGAACGUUCAACAGUGUGAAAAAUCAAAUGAAGAAAAUAGAUAUUUAGGAACAAAUAAACAUUAGUAAACAUGAAA